Molecule: messenger RNA, 1603 nt
Organism: Zeugodacus cucurbitae (melon fly)
Lineage: Eukaryota; Metazoa; Arthropoda; Insecta; Diptera; Tephritidae
Product: mitochondrial ornithine transporter 1
Exons: 5
Coding region: 314-1291 (325 amino acids)
Biological process (GO): mitochondrial L-ornithine transmembrane transport
Molecular function (GO): L-ornithine transmembrane transporter activity
Source: RefSeq, a predicted model, not a curated record
UGCUCGCCGCCAGAGCAGUCUUCGACAGUAAUCGCGCGGUGGCAGUCGUGCUCAGCUGAUCAACGUUCAAACGGAACAGUGAAGUAGUGCGUAUCGCGUUUGACGCUCCGCUCGGGUCUCGAGAGUUUCAUCACACGACUAAAAGUGAAUGAUAAGUUGUUGUUGUGUGGAAAAGUUUGCGGUGCCAAGUGCUUUAUUAAACGGCGGUCCUGUUGAUAAUUAGAGUAAAUUAGUAUAGUUAGCCACAGAAAUCACUUUUUUGUUAUUGCAUGUUCAUCUAAGUGCCGAGUAGGCAAGUGCAAGUGAAGAUAAAAUGGAUGUUUUUUGGUGGAGAAAGGAGCCGGAGCCACCACCGCCGCCGCCGCCAAGCGCGAUGCAAAAUCGUGUGAUUGACUUUGUGGCGGGCUCAUUGGGUGGCGCCGCACAGGUAUAUGUCUCACAACCGCUGGACACAGUUAAAGUGAAGCAGCAAACCUUCCCCUUCCUAUACAAGAACAUGUUUGAGUGUUUUGUGAACACUUAUAAGAAGGAUGGCAUAUUUCAUGGCCUGUACGCGGGCAGCAUACCGGCCGUUAUAGCUAAUGUCGCCGAGAAUUCUGUGCUUUUUGCGGCUUAUGGCGGUUGUCAGUCCUUCGUGGGAUAUCUUGUGGGUAAAGAGCACCACAGUGAACUGAAUACAACGGAGAAUGCAUUUGCUGGCUUCUUUGCGGCGUUCUUUUCGACAUUUACGCUGUGUCCCACCGAGUUGGUGAAGUGUAAAUUGCAGGCGAUACGUGAGUCAUCGGAAUGUUGCCCUGGCAUACCGGCGAACGAGCAUAUGACGCCUUGGAAAUUAACAAAAAUCAUCUACAAAGCAGAGGGUCUACCGGGCUUUUUCCGCGGCCUCACGUCGACUUUUAUGCGCGAAAUGCCGGGCUACUUUUUCUUCUUCGGCAGUUAUGAGUUAACGCGUGACCUACUCACCAAACCCGGUCAAACAAAGGACGAAAUUGGUCCACUUAGAACCAUGUUUGCUGGCGCAGUUGGCGGUGUUAUGCUGUGGACAAUGAUUUUCCCCGCCGAUGUCAUCAAGAGUCGCAUACAAGUGCAGAAUUUAGAUCACGGCAUGUUAACGGUGGGCGUCGAUAUUGUGCGCAAGGAGGGCGUAUUAGCACUCUACAAUGGGCUGUUGCCGUCCGUGUUACGCACGAUACCCGCAACAGCGACACUCUUCGUAGUUUAUGAAUAUACGAAGAAGUUGUUGCACGAUAGAUUCGAUCCGAAGAGCGUGCCGACGGAGAAGAAAAAAUAGUUUUUUUUUUGUUUUCAAUAUUUGUUUCUUUUACAUUGUGUUCCUUAGGUAUAUAAUUUGGCUAACUAUUAUUAUUAGUAGAUAGAUGUUUUUGUACAUUUACUGUUACAAAUUUAUUGUAUUGGCUAAUUUUCGUUUUAAAAAUUGUUGACGAUCCAUGGGGGUCUCUAGUGUGCGCCACUCGUGCCAAUAUAUCUGCAAAUAAUUAAGUAGAUGUAAGAAAUAUUGAUUGUUAAUUUUAAGUCAAACAACAACAAUUUAGUAUAAUAACUGUUUUGCAAAGCGUGGAAAAUAAAUGAAUGUGCAUUUAAA